AUGUAUAACAUAUUUUUGGCUACCUCCAAAUUAGUUCAAAACCCUGUGCCCAUUCAUCUGCAUACACUCCAUUCCGAACACAAAUUGAUUUUUUUGCUGCCUACUGCAAUAGGCGGCAUAAUAAUAGACCAGCUGGGAUGGCAAGCUGUGGAUGGCUACGGCCAGCCAUCCCAACUGACCAGACUGGCUGAUGGUGUUUCAGUAUCCACCCAACGCGGCCAGCUUGAACUGAUCGGACUCAAGCCAACUGACGGUGUAAGUAGGACUGAAGACGCCGUCAAAGCCCGUUGUAUAGCCGUCGUGUUCUUCAACCAACAGGAUGGUGGGAGAAAAACCCUUGUCUACACUUCGCCCUAUUUCGGCGUCUAUGUUUCUGCGGCUGACGGCUCUGGGAGCGGAGUGGAGAGAGAAUACAAAGAUGGUGGGUACAGGGAAUUUUCAUCAUGA
Molecule: messenger RNA, 447 nt
Organism: Protopolystoma xenopodis
Lineage: Eukaryota; Metazoa; Platyhelminthes; Monogenea; Polystomatidea; Polystomatidae
Source: the annotation of a GenBank genome assembly